GGCCCUGAAGUCCAGCCAGCGUUCCUUGUGCUCCAUGAUGAUUGUGGACACGCCCGGCCUCCAGAACCCCGAGAUGGCCGGGCAGAGUCGUGGGGCCACGUUUGAGGAGCUGUGCCACAACUACGCCCAGGAGAGGCUGCAGGGUCUCUUCCACGAACGCACCUUCGUGCAGGAGCUGGAGAGAUACAAGGAGGAGAACGUAGAUCUCUGCUUAGACGCCCUGGAGCCCACCGUCUCGGGCUCCGUGGCCACAGUGGACGAAGCGUCGCACCAGGCACUGGUUCGCACCCUGGCCCGGACCGAUGAAGCCCGUGGGCUGCUGUGGCUGCUGGAGGAGGAGUCCCUCCAGCCGGGGGGCAGCGAGGAGGGUCUUCUCGAGCGGCUCUUCACCCACUACGGCCCCCAGGACGGAGACAAAAAAG
Molecule: messenger RNA, 422 nt
Organism: Thamnophis sirtalis
Lineage: Eukaryota; Metazoa; Chordata; Lepidosauria; Squamata; Natricidae
Source: RefSeq, a predicted model, not a curated record